ACCAUGCGUUUUGGCGGGUCCGGUUAAACUGGAUGCGUUUUGACCGGAUGGCUUUGACCAUGUCACAUCUAUGCGUUUUUGUUCUUAAAAAUGUUCCCGCCGCUGCAUUCAAAGUUCCAAAUGUCACCGCUAGUCUUCAAAUUUGUAAUCAACAAUAUUUUGCUAUUGCAUCACAUUCAACGUCCCUACGCUCUUUGAUGAUUAAAAAAAUGAAUCGUAAAAAGAUUAAAGUUGUUGCUGUAGCUGAAGCAUUAGGCUUAUUAGAUCCACCGAAAGUACAAAGAAGGUAUUGGGUACACCCACUAAAUAUGGAUCGUGAGAAAAUUGGCCAGUUUAGGACAUUUUUUGAAAAUAUUAGACAAUAUCCUGACAAAUUCUUUGAGUAUUACCGUAUGUCUAUCUCCAGCUUUGAUGAAUUGCUAAAAACACUGCGGCCACAUAUAACAAAAAGUACAACAGAAUUUCGUAAUCCGAUAUCUGCUGAAGAACGUCUUACAAUUACUAUAAGGUAAGUUUUUUUUUUAUAAUACAUACCUAUAAGUUGAGUUUUUCAA
This is a messenger RNA of Melanaphis sacchari, 554 nucleotides long. RefSeq lists its product as uncharacterized. The coding region runs from base 33 to 512 and encodes 159 amino acids. The transcript has 2 exons. The record is from RefSeq and is a predicted model, not a curated record. NCBI's taxonomy places the organism in Eukaryota, Metazoa, Arthropoda, Insecta, Hemiptera, Aphididae.